Molecule: messenger RNA, 771 nt
Organism: Daktulosphaira vitifoliae (grape phylloxera)
Lineage: Eukaryota; Metazoa; Arthropoda; Insecta; Hemiptera; Phylloxeridae
Product: 40S ribosomal protein S15Aa-like
Exons: 2
Coding region: 53-355 (100 amino acids)
Biological process (GO): translation
Cellular component (GO): cytosolic small ribosomal subunit; ribosome
Molecular function (GO): structural constituent of ribosome
Source: RefSeq, a predicted model, not a curated record
UUUUGAAUAUGUAUUUAUUUUCUAGGUAGCAUAUUUCAUUUAAACUAGCAAAAUGGUGCGUAUGAACGUAUUGAGCGAUGCUCUGAAAUCAAUUAACAAUGCUGAAAAGAGAGGCAAAAGACAAGUUUUGAUUAGGCCUUGUUCCAAAGUCAUCAUCAAAUUUUUAAAAGUUAUGAUGAACCAUGGUUAUAUUGGUGAGUUUGAAAUUGUUGAUGAUCACAGAGCUGGCAAAGUAGUUGUUAAUCUAACUGGUCGUUUGAAUAAGUGUGGUGUUAUAUCCCCAAGAUUUGAUGUACCUAUUAGAAAUAUUGAAAAAUGGACUAAUCAAUUACUGCCUUCCAGACAAUUUGGGUAAUUAACACUUUUUAUUUAAAUAAUUAGAAAAUAUUAUGUUGUAUAUUGAAACUGAGUUAUUAUACAUUUUAUUAUCUUGGGAACUAUCGUUAUUUAAGAAUGUAAUUGUUGUUCUGUUUUUUAAUUUGUUCAUUAAAUAAUUUACUUUUAAUAUGGAGCGUUUUCUGUGGUCAUAGGGGGAUAAUUGUAGGGCUUACUGUUCCCUUUAAAUACAGCCAGUCUUGCAUUUAUUCCACUUUGACAAUAGGAAUAUUUCAUCUUGAUUCGUAAUUGUUGUAUGUUAUAUUGAUAUUUGUACAUUUAUUUUAUUCUUUUACUGAUUAGUAGUACAUUUUCUUUAAGUAUAGAUAAUAUGUAUUUAGAAUAGGACAUUCAGAGUAUUUAUUUUUAAAAGUUUAUUAAAAUUGUAUAAUUGAG